Polistes canadensis is the source of this 2137-nucleotide messenger RNA. RefSeq names its product DNA-binding protein D-ETS-4-like (gene Ets98B). Bases 153 to 2072 code for a protein of 639 amino acids. The record is from RefSeq and is a predicted model, not a curated record. Gene Ontology annotation, cellular component: nucleus. Gene Ontology annotation, biological process: cell differentiation; regulation of transcription by RNA polymerase II. Lineage: Eukaryota; Metazoa; Arthropoda; Insecta; Hymenoptera; Vespidae. Gene Ontology annotation, molecular function: DNA-binding transcription factor activity, RNA polymerase II-specific; sequence-specific DNA binding. The transcript is spliced from 6 exons.
CAUAGUCGGUGUCUCCUUCGAGGAGAGAUCGACCUAUUUUUAGUAAUUAGAUUUUAAUAGAAUUUUUUUUACGAGUGUCUUGUUAUUAGAAAACGAAGGGAGAACAAGAUUUAGAGAUUAAACCGUACCGAAGGAUCGUCCGACUCGACGAGAUGGUAUACGGAAGAGGCUUCGAUAUGGUCGAAACAAUGCCACAAACAGUGCCUUCAGCGGCUGGCUACUCGCCGUCGUUCGACUACAGUACCUUUCAAUUCGAUUUGUCUCUUCUUCCUGACGAUUACGGUCUUGCGAAUGCUCAAACAAGCCUAAAACCAACACAGAUCAAGCAAGAAGCUUGUUCUCCUCGGCCCGGUUCCCCGAUUACAACGACGCAAACAGCUACAACCACAACUACGGCCGCUUAUCCGAGCCCACCUUAUCCGAGUCCUGGUGCUGGAGCUUGCGAAUUACCAUUGUCGCCUAAUUAUUCGCACGAAAAUUCCCCGGGAUACCCUACCAGUCCUUAUUACGUUCCAAGAAGUCCUCAAAGUGCACAAUUCUAUCCGACGAGUCCUGAACCCUCUGGCAAACAACCGGUCAAAAGAGAGAAGAGUCUCGACUUGCUUGCUAUUCUUCAGGAAUCAAGACUCUUGGCAGAGAGUCUAGGAUACCGAGAAGAUUCUACGGAUUGUACCGUUCCUUGUACACCACCCAGAACCGAAGAAGAUAUCUACAAUAGCUUAGACGCUGAUUUUUUUGCUAAAAAAGAAAAUACCAGUAGCGUCCAGGGUCAACAUCCGUUACUCAAAGAGAUUCUUUUCAAAGAGGAACCGCGUUCGUGUAGCAACAGUAUUGGUAGUAAUUCUCCUUCCUCGUUGUCGUCGUCGUCGUCGUCGUCGUCAUCGUCAUCGUCAUCGUCAUCGUUGUCGCCGGCGUCAUCGGCGUCAUCGACUGCUUCGUCCUCGCCAGGACCUAUCGAGUUCGAAAGCACGUCGCCUUUACGCGAAUUACUCUUCAAAGGAGUUAGAAAGGACUUCGUCAACAACCCUAAAAUUAACCAGCUCAAAGUAGAAAAACUCCAAGACGAAACAAGCAACCCUCUCGAGAAGGAAGAACAAUUGUUCAAGGAUAAUCAAAAGAGCGAUCAUCAGCUCCUUCGAGAAGUUUUACGCGAUACGAGUUUUCAAAGAAAAUACAAUUUGAGACCAGUCGAUCUUGGUGGCGUUGGUACUGGUUUCGUCGAGGACAUGGAGUCUGGCGAAUGUGUCGGUGAUCUGGCCAGGGAACAGAUAGAGCCUGUCCUUAGUUUGGCGAUUCAACAACUUCAGAAGGACUUUGACAAUACUUGCGUUGCUUUGGGUAUCCAUCCUGAACCUAGACGUUGGAGUGCAGCAGACGUGGCAGCCUGGGUACAAUGGGCAAGAAGACAAUUGCAAUUACCCUCGGUACCCUUGGAAAGUUUUAACGUGGAUGGUGCAACCUUGGCUUCCUUGACGGAAGAAGAAUUCUGCCAAAGAGCACCUCAGUGCGGCGGUAUGUUACACGCGCAAUUGGAAAUCUGGAAAGCCGCGGUUGAGGAAUCACCUAGGAAUACACUGGCAGCCUCUUGGAGUCUCACAGGAGUGGUCCAAACUCCGAGUAAUCCCACUUCAACACCACCAACAUCUGCCGUUAGCAACGUUCCCUCGGUGAACAACGUCAAGGGUUCAACCUGUAGCAUCGAUUUCUCCGAUGACGAGGAUGACGAUUGCGCUAGCGGUCAAACAGGGAACAACGCCAAUGCCGCUAAUUCGUCCGGCAAAAUGCGAAACGGUGGUUCCCAUAUUCAUCUUUGGCAAUUCCUAAAGGAACUUCUUCAGAGUCCAGGGGUCCACGGUUCCUGCAUACGUUGGUUGGAUCGGGGAAAGGGUGUUUUCAAAAUCGAAGACUCGGUUAGGGUUGCUAGGCUUUGGGGCAAACGUAAAAAUCGGCCUGCCAUGAACUACGACAAACUUAGUCGUAGUAUCAGACAGUAUUACAAAAAAGGUAUCAUGAAGAAAACGGAACGUAGCCAGAGACUGGUUUAUCAAUUUUGCCACCCCUAUUGUCUCUAAGAAAAAAAAAACAAACAAAUCCAUAAGAGGGGAGGGAGGAUUUGAAGGGAAGAAAAAUAAGGGCU